GGGCGUCCCCGGCGCAGGGCGGGAGAGGGGCGAGGCGGUGCGCGGGGAGGGGCAGCGCCGGAGCCUGCGCGCGCACUGUUCUCGCGUCAGUCGCUGGGCGGCGGUAGCCGGCGCACGGUCGAUAUCGCCUGGCCAUGCUGCCUGCACGCGCUUCCGCGCUGUGAAGAGACCAGAGGUCAGUGACAUGUGUGUGUAACAGGGUCAACUCAUCAUGUGCCUUGGGGAACCUGUACCGGUUGUAAUGCGAAUGCUGCUUUCAUAGGAUUUUUUUACAAUAAUGCGGCAAUCCAAUGGAGUCUAGCUUAGGCAAAACUAAAGCCGAUUCAUGUCAUGCGCUGAUUUCCAACGCUAUGCUAACUUUACGUGAGGGGUACGGCGGGUGUGGGCGGCGGCGCGGCGCGGGCGGGGCGGGGUCGCGCGGCAUGCGGCGGCGCCCGCUGCUGCCGCUGCUGCUGCUGGCGCUGCUGCGCGCGCACGGCCUGCUCGCCGCCUCCGGAGAAGCUGAUUACACACUGGACGAUUCAUUUUGGAAUGAAGAAAGCCCAGUCGGUGAAGUCGAGCGGCUGCUACGCGAGUACCGACAGAACCAGGAGCUAGUGCGGAACAUCGGUGCCCACUACUAUCAGAUCAUCUACCCAGUGCAGCUGCGUCAUCACGAGAAGAUGGGCAUUUCCACGCGCGAGGUCAACGCGCAGAAGGGACGCGGCUAUGGUUCAGACUACCAACAGGGCACACGUUCGCGUGCUAGGACUGGCAAACACUUUCAUCGGACUUCCCUCCUCAUCAAAGCUUUCAACCAUAAGUUCAGAUUAGACCUCGAGCUUAACACGCAACUGCUAGCACCUAACCUGAAACAAACACACUUCCUGUCCAACGGCGUUGAAACUGAAAUAAGACAAGAAAUCGAACACUGCUACUACCACGGCACAGUGAAAGACUACCCGGGCGCAUCGGCGGCGUUCCACACUUGCAACGGCGUAUCUGGCGUCAUACACAUCGGGAACGAGACUUUCGUCAUACACCCGUUCUACGGAGGAGAUCUCUCGAAGCACCCCCAUGUCAUCUUCGAGGCGCGAACGAAGGCGAACAAGGGUUGUGCCAACAAGCUAGAAUACCGCCCGAAGAGCCGCCGGACCAAACAUGUCUCGUUCGUCGAGACGCCGAUGGCUGAUGACCCCAUUGCUGUCGUAGAAAGAACGCCCCGCUCAAAGGAGGGCGACUGGCGGUGGUGGAAAGACGCCGGUCUUCGGGAGCUGAAGCGACGCAGAAGAGACGUUCGAGAGACAACGAAGUACAUAGAGACGGCGCUCGUGAUCGACCGCGCGAUGUUCGAGCGACGGAACGGCAGCACGCGCUCAGAAGUCGUGCAUGACGCCAUACAGGUCGCCAACAUCGCUGAUUUAUAUUUCCGGACCCUAAACACGCGGGUAUCCCUUGUCUACAUCGAGUCGUGGCAGGGCGGGGACCAGGCGGACAUAGAACGCAAGCAGGACAUCACACGCGCCAUACUUAAGUUCAACGAUUAUACGUCGAGAAAGCUCUUCAAGAUUGAAAAGGACACCACGCAGCUUCUCACUGGCCUGUCAUUCCCCGGUGGAGAGUCCGGCAUCUCUGUACCAGAUACGGUGUGCACGCCCAAGUCCGUGGGUAUCUCCGUCGACACCAACACGUAUGAGCCGCAUCUGCUCGCCGGAACGAUGGCGCAUAUGAUCGGACAUAACAUCGGAAUGGGUCACGAUGACGGCCGCGAGCAGUGCUUCUGCCGGGACUGGCAUGGCUGCAUCAUGGCGCAGACCAUCGUAGGCCUCGACCACGUACAGCCUUAUAAGUUCUCCGACUGCUCAAAGAACGACUACAUCAACGAGCUCCGGAUAGGCCAGGGGUUGUGUCUGCUGAACAAACCUAAUGAGCUAAUCGUCCACCGCCAAUGCGGCAACGGCCGGAUCGACGAGGGUGAAGAGUGCGACUGCGGGGGCAUCGACGAGUGCCAAAAGACCAACCCCUGCUGUGACCCCAUCACCUGCCGGCUGACCAAAGAGGCGCAGUGCGCUUCGGGAGAGUGUUGUGAACAGUGCCAAUUGAAACCACGCGGCGUGACUUGCCGCGAUGCCGCCAACGAGUGUGACCUGGAAGAAACGUGUACAGGCCUGACUGGUGUAUGUCCCCCUGAUGGGUACAGGAAGAAUGGAGAACUAUGCGAAGAAGGCAAGGGCUACUGCUUCGCGGGCACCUGCCCCACCCUGUCCACGCAGUGCGCCAACAUCUGGGGCCCGGGCACCACGGGCGCCGACAAGGAGUGCUUCGAGCAGUUCAACUCCAAGGGCGCCGUGACGGGGCAUUGCGGGAAGGACAGCAAUGGAUACAUCAAGUGUGAGAUGGAGAACGUCAAAUGUGGUUCACUGCAGUGUCAACUAGGGAACCGAUAUCCCGUGGUGCAAGGCAUGGACGAGUACUACACAAGGACAGUUAUUACCAUCAAGGGCACUGAAUAUGAGUGCAAAGCUACGACCGGCCUGCCCGACCACCCUGAAAUCAGCCCGCUGGGUCUGGUGAGCGACGGCACCCCGUGCGGCGACAACCUCGUCUGCGUCAACCAGACUUGCACCUCCAUCUUCCCGUAUAUCGACCAUACCAAGUGCCCCAGCGGGCAUAACAACAACGAAUGCUCCGGGAAAGGGAUCUGCUCGAAUGCGAACAAGUGCGUCUGCAGCCGCGGCUGGACCGGUCCAGACUGCUCGCAGCCGGAUGCCCUGCCCCCCACCCCCACCGCCUGGGUUCCCGACAACGCCACCAAGGCCGCCUACAACAUGACCAAGAAGGAAACACCGUAUGAGAACUACCACGGCUCGAACACGGUGUUCCUCGUGGCGGUGCUAAUGUCUGUGGUAGGGGGGGUAUUCAUAGUAUUUGCCCUGAGCGCUCUCUGCUACAGGUCAGUCGUAGUACACAAAAACUUCUCCCUGUGCCUAAGGAAAAAGAGCACCAUGCCGAAGUACGACCCGCCCUACGUGAAGAAACCCAUCGCGAAGAGUUUCGGCGCCGGCUCCACCACCAGCAACAACUCUCAGGAAGACAUCUCUUUAGAAGGCGGGAAGAUGCACUCCUUCAACAAUACCUUCAGAAAUCUCCUAAGCCGAGGUGACUCCCAGCGAGUAAUCUUCAGACACGGGAAUCACAUGUCGGGGCCUGGCAAUACUAGUAGAUAUCCAGAUCAUAAACAAAUGAAACGUGUUCAUUCGGGUAGUGAGGACGAGCCUACGCAUUCAGGCGAAGAGGACAUCGCCUUCAUCGACGUGCAAACCAACUCGAUGGCGAAGGUGCCCGAGAAGGGAAUACUAAAGAAGCACGCGUACGGGGCGGUGGACGGGAAGGACAAGUGGGGAGACGACAGUCAGAGCGAGCACCUGGAGGCGGGCUCGCAGUCCGACGGCCAGGAGCCGGCUGGCGCGGUGGCCGAUAUGGAGUAUAAGUUUAAGGAUUUGAACGGCUACCACGAAGGUAUCAUCGUGGCGCUAAAGACUGCAGCAGCGCAACGCGCCAGCGCCGGGGGCUCCGCCGUCGGCUCCGGCGACCUGCGCGCGCUACAAGAAUACGAAUACAAGCGCGAGCGCGCAUCCAGCGCGGAAAAGAUCCACGAAGCGGAACUCAGGAGACAGAGAGGAGGCGAAGAAGAGGAGGACGACGCGCCGUCUUGUGGGCCCAUUAGGAUCAGGAAUUUGGAAGAUUUGAUUAGGCAGCUGGAGCACCACUCGAGCAGGCACAUGAGUCCGUCGGGCUCCGAGGAUAUAAGGAUGUCGGAGACUGAGGCUGAUAGGCAUUAUAGGAUCGAGCCUGGAGAAGUGCCAGCUAACCGCUGCCGCGGCCGGAUUCCCGGCGAGGAGGAGUCCCGCUUCGGCUACCCGCGCUUCCGCGGCAGCGGGCGGCACCACGCGCCGCUGUUCCCGGGCCACAUGCACCCGCACAGCCCGCACGCGCGCGCGCCGCCCGACGACGACGCGCUCUACGAGACGGCGGACGCGGAGCGGCUAAGGGACGCGCCCGAUAGUGAGAGUGAUGAAUUUAUUCAAGCUCAACAACAGUUAGCCCGGUGGGCGAGUGAAGACGCGGUGCCGGCGGCGGCGCGAGACAGGGAGAGAGAAUACUUCCCGUCGCCCCCCGGCAGUUCCAGCAGCGACGCGACUAUCCGGCGCCCGCUGGCGCCCGGCGCGAGUGGCGCCCCGGGCGCCCCGGGCGGCCCGGCGCCGUCCGCGACACCCGCGUCGUCCUCCUUCCCCGAGUACAAGCACUGACCGCGCGCUGCCGCUGCCGCGCCACCGAGCUGUGACCGCGCGCACGCAUUCUAAACCUUUUAGACGUAGUGGUACGAGGUAGUCGCCUGCGCGGCGCCCCGGGCGCCAACCCGAGCGUUGGCGAUUUCGCGAAGCUCGAUCCCAGCGUUUUAGCGUCGAUGAGAUAACCCUGUUGAAUUUAAAUGUUCGGAAAAGUACUCUAUCCGAGUCAAAUUUAAGGCAAAAUCUAUUACACCACAUUUUUUGAUAAAAACUUGUCUAUCCUUUACCAUAAUAAUAAUUACUAAAUGUCUAUGUCUAUCGAACAUAAAUCGACUGAACAUAACAAAAGACGAAAACUCAGAUCAGAACAUUUUAAAUUCGAGAAAAUGGUUAGGGUUAUCUUUUUGACGCAUAUUAAUGACCAAAUGUGAGUGUAGGUUAGAGCGUCAUUAUUUGAGAUACCUAAGGAAUUUUGUAUUCAGACUGCCAACGGUGGUACAGAUUUUAAAAGUUCGAUAUUUGACGAUAUGUUGAAUCACUACAAUUUGGUAUGUAAGAAAAUAUUAAAUUUGAGAGAUUAAUGUUCCGUGAAUACUGUGAAUAAGUGAGUCUUAUAGUUUAGUCAUAUAUCGUUUAGCUUUACUGAAAUGUAGUAGGCGCAAUACUACUACAACCAAUACUGCCAGUAAGUAAGUGAGACUUAUUUGAUGUGUGAAGUGGAAAAAUGUGUGUCAGAAAUGACCCAGUAAUCUAUCGUUAUUCCGUAUUUGAGUUCUAAUGUCUGAUGAGGACAAUUAGAAUUCCAACAUUAUGAAAUUUACAUAAUAUUAAGUUGUGAAGGGCGUUCAUGUUAAUUCGAGCCUUGUAUCUAUUUUUUUAUUGUAAUAAAUUACUAUUCACCGAAGCUCGCGUAUGAGAGUAAGUAAUUAAAAUUAAUUAAUAUUAAAUUUUCCUAUUUUAUAAAGUAACCAAUGAAAAGUGGUCUAUAAGGUAAGCAAUAUCACCAGCUCCACAGGGUACAAGGAACAUAAACGCAUUACGCUAAAAAAGCCAACACUAUUCAGUUUUAAAGUUUCUGAAUGCUCACUUUGUAAAAAAAAUAUUGUGUGGCACUGGUAUUACUACCUCUAGCUGUACAAAGUCAAAAUAAAUCGGAGUAAAAAUAGAUAACUGAUGAAUUGCUAGUCCUUCGAUUAGGAUAAGUCGUGUGUGUCUAUUUUAAUCUUCAUGAAAUCGCCAACUCUCGUACUAGCCCCGCGGCGUGGCGCCGGGCGUUAUCAAUUAUUGUAUGCACUGGGUUCCAACAACGCGGGUGCCUAAGACGCCUGGCGGUUGGACCCCACAGGCGCCACGGUGCGGGCCGCGAAGGCGCCCGCGGCGGCCCCGCGUACGCCUUAGGCUAAUUCGAUGUAACAUGUUGCACUGUUAGGGUAAUCACGUUACGAAUAGUUAACCGUUAGAACACAAUAAUAUUUCACACGUAGCUAAUGAAAUAAAUGAAUAGCGAAUGAAUGUAGGAGGCGCAGCGCAGCGCCAUUCCGCUGUGAAUACGUAUGUAGUUAUUGUUAGAAAAUCGUGUACAUAUACUGAAGUAUGAAGUAUUAAAUGCACAUUUAUUAUGAUUGACUGACUAUAGGAAAAUUAGAUUAAACUGUUGAAUGUAAGUUGAAUGAAGCGCGCCGCGCUCUUCUGUCGCAGUAACUGUUACGUUAAAAUGUUUAAUAAUUAUAUUUGUUCUAUUAAUAUGAUACGCUUUAUAACUCUUAUCUCUGUUUGUAGCGGGGCUAGGGCGCGGGGCGCGAGUGCUAGACCUAAGCGUAAGUUAGAGUAAGCUCGUCGUUUUAUGGUAGUAUAAGAGCUGUGCGGUGUCGAGGUCCCGCGAGGCGUGGAGCUCGCGUUCGAUCUUCCGACCGUCGGAGCUCAAGUAGCUUUGAUUUAGAUAGGCUAUUAACAAAUUGAACACUUAUUAUUAAGCGAAGCUUUAAUGUAACGUGUGUUAGUUUGAAGGAUGUCGAUAUUCGAUGCAGAAGGCGAGCUCAACGUCUGGCCCGAUGGCGAUGCGUUUCUUGGUUAGCCUAAGUUAAAUAAGUUGUGAAGAGUGCUUGUCAGACUUGCUCAGCGUGUGUCGAGUAUCGAAGUGGGCGAAGAGCAACCGUCCCGGAGUCACCCCGGUGUGACACCGCCACGGUAUCAUUACAGUUUAAACUCUCUGAUCAACCCUGCGCGUACAGUAUUCCACGUAAGUAUCAAAACACUGUAGUCCUUGCAACGGCAGGGUCGCCAUGAUGCCGUGGUCGGUGUGACGCCUCUCCGAACACGCCCCACUUCACACUGCGUCAUUUGUUACAUCGCGUUUAAGGAAUUUUAAACUAAGCAACAUAACACCAAUAUCAAAAUCAAAGUUCAAAUUCCUUUUUUAUACUCUGUUGUUUAAAUUGACAUGGCAGAUUCGUAAAUAAACUUAUUAUACUUACUCUCUCUCUCUCUCUCUCUUUUCUUUUUUACUUGUGUUAUAUUUUAAUGAGAAAUUUUAAAAUAUCCAAAUGUAAGUUUAUUGGUAUCCUAAUUGUGUGCUUGAACAAUAUGUAGGUAAUAUUUAGUUAGUUAUACGCAAUAUUGGGGAAAACAGAUAAAUAACAAAAAUUAGGAAUGCGUAUUUUAUUUUGCACAACUUAUCCAUGC
Molecule: messenger RNA, 6953 nt
Organism: Cydia splendana
Lineage: Eukaryota; Metazoa; Arthropoda; Insecta; Lepidoptera; Tortricidae
Gene: mmd
Product: disintegrin and metalloproteinase domain-containing protein 11
Exons: 30
Coding region: 291-4289 (1332 amino acids)
Biological process (GO): proteolysis
Molecular function (GO): metalloendopeptidase activity
Source: RefSeq, a predicted model, not a curated record